AUGGGGGAUCCUCCACAACCCAAUGUGGAAGACAUCCUCCGUCGGUUGCUGCAGAUAGCACUACAGUCGUCGUCCGGUAUGGCAAGCUCUGCAUCGCCGUCCGAGGCGCUGGCGCCCCUCCACACGACCCGAUCCGUUGAGGAAGCGCUGUUGCGUCUGCUCGUGGGGUCCAGUCGCGACGCAGGACCAGAUCAGCAAGCGAGACAACCAGCGCACCGGGCCCAACCACUCCUACCACCGCCCCCGAACUCUCUCUCCGGCGACCAGUCCACGGCGGGUACCAGUGCGCACGCGAACGCUUUCCCGCAGGAUCCCAUAUCCAACGCUCUCGCACAGCUCCAAGCCUUGUCCAAUCCGUCUAGACAAUCGGGCUAUUAUCCGGAGUACGCCUCGCUGAGUCACGCAUCGCAGGAUCUGUUGCAGCUGCUCGCACUCCACCGCCAACAAACGCUCCAACAACAACAGCAGUAUCUGCAAACGUCGCUACAAAGCACGGCCGCCGCGUUGCAGUACGUUGCCUUGAAUAGCCAAGCUCAAGCACAACAAAUUCUGUCCGAAAAUUCACAGCGUAUUCCACUCCCCGCCCUGCCUACUUCGCCAGUUUCUAGCUCGGCGUGGGCCAGCGGGGUCGCCAGGUCCUCGACACUCCCGAUGGCACCCUUUGCGACCUUGCCGGCACAAGCUUCUGCCGGACGGAAUCCAUCUUCAAAAUCCUCACCUCGUCCACAAUCUCAUCGAGACGCGGACGGGCCCGAACCCUUUCCACAAAAGCUCUUUCGCCUUUUGAACGAAGCCGAACGCUUAGGGUUCGACCACAUUAUAUCAUUCAUGCCAUCGGGGAAAUCGUUUUGUAUACAUCAACCACACCAGUUCAUCAAAGAAGUCGCACCUAAUUACUUUCGACAUUCCAAGCUCAGUUCCUUUACCCGGCAGUUACAGUUGUACCAUUUCUCGCGCACGGUUGAGGGUGCCAGUGUGGACUGUUAUGUCCACAUCGACUUUCAAAAGGGGCAUCCGGAGCUGCUGUAUAAGAUUCGUCGAGCCAGCGUGUCCAAAAAGUAG
This is a messenger RNA of Phaeodactylum tricornutum CCAP 1055/1, 1062 nucleotides long. RefSeq lists its product with no specific name. Lineage: Eukaryota; Bacillariophyta; Bacillariophyceae; Surirellales; Neidiaceae. The transcript has a single exon. The record is from RefSeq and is a predicted model, not a curated record. Gene Ontology annotation, biological process: regulation of DNA-templated transcription. Gene Ontology annotation, molecular function: DNA-binding transcription factor activity; sequence-specific DNA binding. The coding region runs from base 1 to 1062 and encodes 353 amino acids.